This is a messenger RNA of Haliotis rufescens (red abalone), 8214 nucleotides long. RefSeq names its product thyroid receptor-interacting protein 11-like. Gene Ontology annotation, molecular function: small GTPase binding. The record is from RefSeq and is a predicted model, not a curated record. Gene Ontology annotation, cellular component: Golgi apparatus. NCBI's taxonomy places the organism in Eukaryota, Metazoa, Mollusca, Gastropoda, Lepetellida, Haliotidae. The transcript has 28 exons. Bases 156 to 6905 code for a protein of 2249 amino acids. Gene Ontology annotation, biological process: Golgi organization; endoplasmic reticulum to Golgi vesicle-mediated transport.
CGUCGAGUGCCAAUAUGGCUACCGUCGUGUUGGCAUUCGGCAUGUAACAAGAAGUUUCAUUCAAGAUGUCAGUGGCAUGCAAACUAAUUAUAACAAGUAGAAAGUAAAGAAUAUCAUCAGAAACAAUAAAUGCAGAUGCGACUGAUGUAAGCAACAUGUCAUGGCUAGGCGGAAGCAUAUCCUCUCUAACAGGCCAGAUUUCCAACUUGACAAAAGAUAUCUUGACAGAAGGAACUGAGGAAGUUAGCGAUCAUGCCACCGAGCUGCGUCUGGCUCAGGAGAAGAUCGCUGAGUUUCAAACUUUGUGUGGGGCCCUCAAGACUGAGAAUGACCGCCUCAAGAUCUUCAACAGGGAGUUAGAGGAGAAGGCUGAAUCAUCCGAGUUGCAGAUCAACUCCAUCUCCUCCCAGUAUCGAGAUGUCUUGCAGGAAAAGGAGAAUGACCUGAAGGAGCUGAAGAAGAAGCAUAAUGAGAUUCUGGAACACCAGGCCAGGUCAGCGCUGUCGCCACUUACAGCGCCAUCUACUGCGCAUGUACCCGCUCCCUCCCAGCCAGGAAGUUUGUCCACCCAGACUGGCCUAGGAUUUUCUGAAGGGGUCGGUGGAUCUGAAUGGGACCUUGGUGACAAUAUCAGCCUCCAGCAUGAAAUCAACAGGCUGCGUCAGGAGGCCACACGACUACAAACUGAGGCUCAGCACUGGAAAUCAGUAGCAGGACAACUGAGCCAGUCAGGGACAAGUAAUGAACAGUUUGAAGCCAGCAAUGCUGAGAUUAUCCAGCUUCGAGACAGAGCAAAGGAGUUGGAACAUCAGCUGGUACAGGCCCGGGAUCAUCAGCAACAUGAAGUUGUCUCCCUUCAGGAUGUACACACAGACAAGAUGGCUGUCAUUAAGAAGAAGCACAAACAGGAGGUGGCUGACUUCAAGAGACAGAUUGUGGCACUUGAGCAGCAGCUGAGUGAAAGUCGGGACAAUGACAGUGUGAGGCAUGGAUCAUCCAACCUGCCUGAGGCUGACCGAGCUGGACUCAGCUCUGAGUCUGAUGUUCAUGAGCUGCGACGUGAGCUGCAAGACCUGCACACACAGCUGUCCAAGGUCAAUACGGAGAAGAACAAGAUCGAGACUGCGAAGCGCCACCUGGAGGGAGUGUUGGAGGAACUGCAGACAGAGGUGGGCAAACUACAGGAUGAAAGAGACAGCUAUGUAGAGAAGAUCACCCUCCUGGACUCGACUGUCGCUGACCAGCUGGCCGAGCUCGAGACGCUGAAGCAAGCUGCUGGGGAUGACGUUGUACAGUUAAAGCAGGCUCUUGAACAAGCUCUCUCAGAAAAAAGUUCCCUGGAAAAAGAAGUCGGACAGGUUGGCCUAUCUUUGUUUGAUGCAAAACAGAGACUCUUGGAGCAACUGGAUGCAAACCAUGCUGAUGCUUUAGAGGUAUUAAGUGACUUGCAGCAUGUACGCCACCAGAUGGACAAUGACAGUGCAGGCAGACGCAACCGUCUGCUGAAUGAGAAGCAGAAACUAGCCAAUCAGAUCUAUGUCUUGGGGCAGAAGCAAGGGCAGGUGAAGUCUAAUCUGGUGGAAGUCAAGUCUCUCAGUACCCACCUGACCACUGAGGCAGCGGCCAUUGUGGAGUCUCUCGGCAGUCCCGGUCAUCAGCAGGUCACUGCAGAACUAGUUGCAUCACUUGAGAAAGAAAACCUGUACCUGAGAGAACAGAAUCUGAAGUGCCAAGAACAGAUAACUCUGUUGGAGCGAGCAGCAACCACUCAGGCCCAGGAGAGGAGUCGAUGUGAAGACACCAUCGCCAGGUUGAAGGGGCAGCUGCAAGAUGAUGUGGAUGAAUCCAGUUCUGUAUCCACCCUGAACGACAGUCUCUCCACGGGCAGUGUUAGGACAGUUGAUGGCAGCGACAUAUCUGAACUCUCACGCAGGAAUCGUGAACUUGACCUCAAGGUGGAACAGCUCCAGACAGAGGUCGACAAAUACAAGACAGACAUCGAUCAGUUUGAAUUUGUGAAAUCUGAUUGGCAGCUGGAGAAAGAAUCUCUUGAAGAAGUUUUACUACAGCUGCGGAAACAGCUUCAGGAAAAGGAGAUGGAACUGAACAUCGCACUUGCACAGAAGGGUCUUGCUGAGGUGAAACGUCAGGAGAAGAAAUCCCAGGCAGUAGAGAGGACUCAGACAGGAGAAGUGGUCGAGGAGACAAUUGUGGCAGAACACCAAGAUCUUCUGCAGACAGGGGAGACAACUCUAGAGGCCGACAUUGAGACCUUUGCUGCCCAGGCUCAAAAACUGAGUGAUGCCAAUCUGCAGCUGGAGGAGGAGCGAGAUCAGCUGGAGGCUGACAAGGUUGCACUUGAAGAAAAGAUUAAACGUUUAGAAAACAAUGUAUCCACAUUGGAGAAGUCACUACAAAGUGAAAAACAAGCAUCUCCCCAGCAGCAGCAGCAGCAGCAGCUGGAACAGAGAGUCCAGCAGCAUGAGGUGGAGAUGAAAGCCAUGGAACAGGAGAAGCUGGACUUGGAGUCCAGUCUGGAGGAGCUGGACCAGCAGCAUCAACAGGCCAUGGACAAACUCAUCAGCAUACGGGACGACCUCUCACAGCAGGUCGACACCCUUAACACCAGUCUUUCCCAGAAAGAUACAGAGAUUGUCAACCUCACUGAAGAACUGGAUAAGUCCCGGGCUCAGAUUGAGGAAGCUGCUUCAUCAUCAAAGGACCUGACUGAUGCUGCUGAAGGACCGGAUGAGGCUCUGGUUGAGGAGCUUCAGGCUAAACUGGAGAAGAUGGAGUCUGAUAAAGCGAAGGAGAUUCAAGAUUUGAAGGAGAAGUGUCAGAAUGCUGCAGUGGCAGUGAAUGAUCUACAUAUGGACAAGCGCGAGCUCCAGGAGGAGCUUGGGAGAGUGAAACAGGAGAUUACAGGGAAGGUGGCCAAGUUGAAGGAGAUGAGGGAGGACCACACCCGCCUAGUAGAGGAGAACAAGGACCUCAGGGAGAGACUGCAAGAAGCUGAGGACGAGAUUGAGGACUGGCAGGAGAGGAACGAACAAACUCAGGUACACAACUCCCAGAAGGAGGCGGUGAGUAAAGAGAUGGAGGAAUUGCAAAAUGAAAUCUCUGAACUGAGAUCAAAACUUGAUGAGUAUUAUACUGCCUGUGAGCAUGAAAAGACUAGAUGUUCUCAGCUUUUGGCUGAGAAUCGGAGAUUGUCUGUUCAAACUGAGCAGUUUGAAGUUCAAAAGCAAGAAAGUACUCGGCAGGCAUCACAACCUCUGCACGACAGAAUCUCUGUGUUGGAGACUCAGUUUGAUGCUGUGAACUUAGACAAGGUAAAUCUUGAGAAGGAGAUUAGUCAGUUAGAGGACAAACUACAUGCUCAGACUAAACAUUAUGAGAGUUACAUCCAGGAACUGCAGAACAGCCAAGACAAGGAUGCCACAGCGUUACAGCAAGACCAUCAGGCCAUGAUGCAGACUUGUCAUGAGAAGGAGCUUGCAAUCAGUGAUCUGCAGUCUCAGAUUAACUCUUUAAAAUCAGAACUGGACAUGACUAAAGAAACCAUGCAGACGUCUGUCGACAGCCAGUUGCAGCUGACUUCUAUUUUGAAAGAGAAAGAUGUUGAAAUUUCUUCACUGAAGUCUGCAAAUAUUGAGCUAAAUUCGGAGUAUGAGGAGUUGUGUGCCCAUCUGAAGGAGCAGGAGGUCCUCAUGGAAAGCAUGAAAGGUAUGGAGAAACUCCUUGCUGAUUCGAAGGAGGAGAUUCAGAGAUUGAGGACAGAGAUUGAGGUGAAUAAGAUGAACAUGGAACAACAGAAGCCUGAUGAUAUGGAUCAGCAGAAGACGCUGGAGAUAAUCACUGAGCUGGAGAAAGAGCUUGCUUAUUGUAAAGACAAAAUAUUUAGGUUAGAGGAAACUGUCCACAGUCAGGAGUCCCUGAUUAAUGACCACAAGGCAGGAAUUACUCAGUUAAAUGAAAAACAUGAGGGGUAUAUUAGGGAAAUCGAAGAAGAAAGAAUAAAGCUUGCAAGACAGGAUGAUUUAAUUUUAAUUCUACAAGAGAAAUCUGCAGACAAGGAUGAAGAAAUUGCAGAUUUGAAAUACAAGUUGACACGAGCUUCAUCCCUUGUGGAUGCUAAAAAGCUGCAAUUACUCAAUGAAGAAGAUUCUCAGCCAGGCCUCCCUGCUCUUGAAUAUCCAGAGAAGGCAGCAAUAGAAUACACUUCACCGUCAAGGAAGUGGGAUGAAGAAGAAUUUGUUGAUCAGGAUGAUUUUGAUGGUGACACAUCCAACAAGAUUGAGAUGAUUUCAAAAGAGAUCGGUGAACUUCAGCUUCGCCUGCAAGAGAAGGAUCUAGUGAUUCAGGAACUUCAGAGCAAUAAUGCCUCAUUGCUAACAAUGCUGGAGGCCAAGUCCCUGACGUCACAUGGGGAUAAGUCUCUCGUCAGUGUGCAUAAGCUGGAGAAUGAGGUCAAGGCCUUGAAGAUGGAGCGAGAACAGAUUAUGGCAGUGAUGACCGAGAAGUCCCGAGAAUCAAGUUCCCUGAAAGCUGAGGUGCAUCGGUUGAUGAGUGUUGUGACUGCCGAGAAGAGCGCCCUGAACAAGCUGCAGGAGGACAACCACCAGCUUCAGAACAGGGAGAAUCCUGUGGAUGACAUGCAGAGGGAGGCAUUGCAGAACUUGUCUCGUCUCGUUCGCGAUCGGGAAAUGGAGAUUGAGGCACUGAAACAGAAAAAUGACACACUUCUGGCUGUGCUGCAAGACUCUUCUCAGGAAACACAAGGGACACAGAUCAAUUCUCUUCUCCAGGACAAGGAUAAUCUAAGUAGGCAGAUGAUGACAUUUCAGGCUGAGCGAGAACAGAUGAUCACCUACCUCAACCAGAAACAUCAGGAGAGUGUGACGUAUCAUAAUGAGAUUCAGAGACUUACUGCGUUAGUGUCCACACAGACGGAACAGUUUGAAGCUCUAAAUCGCAACUAUACUAAUCUUGUUCCUCAGUUUGAAGACAAAACUCAGACUCUGCUUAAAACUCAAAAUGAACUAUUAAAUUAUAAACAGAAAUAUAACGAAUUAGAAGUUAAGUAUGGUGAGUUGUUGGGAAGGUCUAACAUGAGUGAAACGGUUGACAUGGCAACGUAUAAUACCAAGAUGGUGGAACUCCAGAAAUGUCAGGACAGGUUAUCAGAACUACAGCAGGAAAUAAAUGAUCGAGACCUGAAGAUUCAAGGAUUGUCUUCGAGGAUUCAUGAACUGGAAAGUGUUGUGUCAAGUAAAGAAGCUGAGAGGACUAGUUUUAAAAAGCAGGCUGAUAAUUUAACAUUUCAGCUUCAGGGUUUACAAACAGAACUCCAAGACUUCAGAACUGAAAGUGUAUCCACAAAGCAGAAAUCCUCCGAAAUAGAUUCAGAACUUCAGGUGUUGAAAGAUUCCAAUAAUCAGCUGACUUUGUCCCUGAGAGAGAAGGAGUUUGAGUUGACGAGUCUGCGUGAGAAGACGGGGACAUUGACGACGCUGCUACAGCAGCAGCAGGGUGAGCAGGGGCAGGUGGAUCACCUUGUCCAGGAGAACGCCUCACUGCAUCAGCAGACGGUUCAGUACCAGCAGGAGAGGGACCAGGCCAUCAUGGCUCUCCGACAGAAACACACGGAUGUGGAGGAGCUGAAUAAAGAGAUUGCCCGUCUGAAGGAGAAAGAAAUGAAACUGAGUCGGGAACUGGAGAGACUGAGACAGCACUUGCUUCAGAUUGAGGAGGGCUACACUGGUGAGGCUCUGGAGGCCGAGGAGAGGGAGAAGGAGUUGAGGAACAGGCUCGCUGUGGCCGAGGAGAAGAUCCUCUCAUCCAGCUCUGCAGUGCAGAAUGCCAGCCAAGCAGCCAGCGAGCAGGUGGAGACCUUGCAGCACCAGCUGCACGGGGUGACCAGUCAGCGGGACGCAGCCUACAUGCAGAUGACGGCCAUGCAGGACCAGUGCCAGCAGUAUGCCGCCUCCCUCGGCAACCUCCAGAUGGUGCUUGAACAGUUCCAGCAGGAUAAAGAUGCUCAGAUCGCUGCAGACACUGAAAGGUACCAGGAUGAGAUAAAACUCCUGAAGGACAAGCUCAACACCCUGCAGAGAGCACUUGACACUACAAAGACGGAGCUGGAGGAGGCCUCAGAUGGACUGGAGGCAGCAUCUCGUCUCAGUGAACAGCUGGACAAGAAGGAAGAGGCUGUAGCUGCGUUGAAGGAGGAAGUCCUGCUGCGAGAGAAGACUCUGAAGGCAGCCGAGGAGGAAGUCAGGAAGCUGACCACAAGCACUGAGGCCAAGGUUGACAAGUUGUUGAUGAAGAACAUGCUGAUUGGCUAUUUCCAAACUCCGACUGGUCGCCGGAAUGAGGUCAUUCAUAUGAUGGGUGGGGUCCUCAACUUCCAACUUGACGACUACGCCAAGAUUAAUCAGACGCAGACCAGCUGGGUAGCAGGAUUCCUCCGGUUUGGGUCCCCUCGGGCGGGCCCCACCCCACCGACCACACCUGUAUAUGCAGGGAGGAGGGCACCUUCACUGGACCAGUCUUUCUCCCAACUGUUUGUGAAGUUCCUUGAGAAGGAGUCCUCUCCUCCCCCACCCCCAGUCCGAAUGCCGGCGGAGAAGAUGGCCCAGGAGGUGAAGGACAAGCACAAGGAGAGCCAGAAGCCUGUGUUCAACCCAUUCACCGCCCCCAGACAUGUCUCCAUGCCCCUGCAGCUAGGGGAACAGACCGCUACCACCAAACCCCACAUCCUCAUGGGGCCCAUGUCUCCUGUCACACAGACCAAUCCACUUAUGGCACCAAUGUCUGGAGAGUCUCUCAGUCAGCCAGGCUCCGGCAGGUCCACGCCACAGAACUCCAGUGCAAUUCUUAAAGAUGUACUCGGCACAAGAUGAUAAUAGAUUAAUUAGUGUAUUGUUCAUAUACUACUCAAAAGACGUUAAGGAUGAUCCAGAUUGACGAUAGUAAUAAGAACCGGGUGGUCCUUAACUUCUUUGAGUAGUAUAAGUAUUCCUGUCAAGUCAUGAGAUGAUGUCGACACAAAGAAAUAGACUUAACCAUGCAUCCACAUAAGACUAAUCUUUACAGCUUUAUCAUUAUGACAGUGAAAGCACCAUUUUCCUAUUUUAUAUAGAAUAAUGUUGCAUUUUGUGUGUAAACAAGACAUACUAGGACCAAAUGAUGUCAUAACUUUGAAUUGUUAGAACAUAUAUAUUUUUUUUGUCCACAGUUUAUUAGAACUGGUUGGUUGUUGUACAGUUUGGUAGAGACAUAAAAGCCCAUACAUCGUUUCACUCCAUUCUGGCAGACCAGUAGCUGUGUUGAAACCUGAUGAAGGAAUUAGAGUGAAGUUGUUGUUCAUUGACAGUACUUCCCCUUUAAUACUGUGAGGAUAUUUCCGUCAUUGAGUUUAGUUGAUCCACAUUUUUAAACAGUAUCCAUGAUCCCUGCAGUGGCUCCACACUAUGCAACACAUGUAGUUUUUAAGUAUUUGUUUUAGAAUUUACAAUUGUUAAUGUUCUCAGUAUUUUAUUAGCUGAAUGUACAGGGCUCUUGAAUAACUGCAUUAAGUUUCAAAUUAUUGGCAUCUGGUAGAGUAUUGAGGUGUGUAAUGGUUGAGUGGGAUUGGGCCUUGGAACAUUGGCAUGUACAGUCUUAAGUUAAUACCCUCAUUGUAAGUAUCCACUGAAUCGUGUGUAUAUAUUGUACAAAUCUAAUAUAUGUAUGCAGCACUAACCACCAUAUAUGGGGUGUCAUUGUACAGGCGUUCACAAUAUUGGCGUUCAUUUACAAGAUUCUCUUUGGUAACAUUUCAGUGGGGUUAUGUUAUAAAUGCAACUGGAUUUGUUUGUUUUCGUAAACAUGAUUAUCAUAACAUUUUAGGGAGUAGGUUUAAAUAAGUGCAUGGCAUUUGGGUACUAGUCACCAGGACCGACAAGCACAACGUGAACCUGUGGCACGACUAUUUUACGAUUGUACCAUUUACAACACUUUCUGCACGAAGAUCAUGUGUGCAAGUGGGUCGAGAGAAGUUAACUGAUUAAACUUGGUAUGAUUAUAUGAGAGUCUUUCAUUGCAGCGUAGUGGUUUCCAUAAUGAGCAUCAGAUACAUAGACCUUACAUGUUUGUAAUCAGUUAAGAUUUCAUGUGAUGUCAUGUGCUUGAUGGGUGAUGAAGAGGAAAUAAACAUAUUUUCCUACAGUG